AUGGAGAACGACAAGGGAGAGAUCGUCGAUCUCUACGUGCCCCGCAAGUGCAGCGCCACCAACCGCAUCAUCAAGGCCAACGACCACGCCUCCGUCCAGCUCUCCGUCGGCAAGGUUGACGAGAACGGCCGCUACACCGGCGAGAACCAGACCUACGCUCUUUGCGGCUUCAUCCGUGCCCGCGGCGAGAGCGAUGACUCCUUCAACCGCCUGGCCCAGCGCGAUGGCUACCUCAAGAACGUCUGGACCGCCUCCAGCCAGCGCUAA
Messenger RNA from Penicillium mononematosum, 267 nucleotides. RefSeq names its product 40S ribosomal protein eS21 (gene rps21). Gene Ontology annotation, biological process: endonucleolytic cleavage in ITS1 to separate SSU-rRNA from 5.8S rRNA and LSU-rRNA from tricistronic rRNA transcript (SSU-rRNA, 5.8S rRNA, LSU-rRNA); endonucleolytic cleavage to generate mature 3'-end of SSU-rRNA from (SSU-rRNA, 5.8S rRNA, LSU-rRNA); translation. Bases 1 to 267 code for a protein of 88 amino acids. The transcript has 2 exons. Gene Ontology annotation, cellular component: cytosolic small ribosomal subunit; ribosome. Lineage: Eukaryota; Fungi; Ascomycota; Eurotiomycetes; Eurotiales; Aspergillaceae. Gene Ontology annotation, molecular function: structural constituent of ribosome. The record is from RefSeq and is a predicted model, not a curated record.